AUGGCCAUAAGCGAAGCAGAGCCUGCCGCCGUCCAGGCCAUGACCAAGUCGUCCCUGGCCCCUCUCCGCGCCAUCCAGCAUAGAGAUUCUUUUGGGAACCCAAUUGCCGAACCCGACCUAUCCAAUCCCACCCGUAGCCGCUGGGAACGACCUUUGGAUACCAUCCGUAGCUUCGAGGCCGCGAUCGAUGGUGGCUAUUCGCGCAAGUCUUAUAUCCGUCCAGACACUGACGCGGCUGCGAACUGGAACCGGAGGAGCAGCUACUAUGCCGGUGCACAUGGGUCUCGGUCCGCCCACGAUGGCUACUACGCUGGUCGCCCCGCAUCAAUGCGACCCGAAAGUACCCACCUCGAUUACAAUUACUCGAACUCGAACCGAUCGGGUCAAUUGGAGUCCAUGAACCAAAACGGCGGAGGAAGCUACGGACCAGGACCAAGCCGACAGAGGACUCCCCGAAUGCUCUCAGAACCGGCCAGGGGCCAUGGUGAUGGCAGUCAUCACCAGAACGUCUAUCCCCUCCCGCAUAAGGACCGAUCCUACGAAACAGUAACUACGGCAGCCGGGAGCGGCAGCUCUGAGCAGGCCGGUUAUCAGACGGAUCCUACUAGCAGCGAGAACAGUUCCAUCGAUCGGCCGUCCCCUACCAAACGAAGGGAACGGAUCAAUGACUACGGUAUCGGUUUCAGUCAACCUGCGACCACUUACCAACCACCCGCCUUCUCGGUAAGCAGCGGGCCAAGGGCUCCUGGCUCCAACGGCGCCGUACCCCAACUGGCUCCUCUGGGCCCGAACCAGAACCAGAGCCAGAGCCAGAACCACGGUGACACAACGAGCCCGCCAGCGAUUCCUCGGAAAGAUGUCGGCGGUGGCAGCAGCGGCGGUAGUAUCUUGCUGCGGAAACCGAGCGCCCUCCAGCGGUCCGAUACGACGGAGAAGAGGAAGAGCUGGUUCUCACGCCGCUUCAGCAAGAAUUCAUGA
Messenger RNA from Sodiomyces alkalinus F11, 978 nucleotides. RefSeq lists its product as hypothetical. Lineage: Eukaryota; Fungi; Ascomycota; Sordariomycetes; Glomerellales; Plectosphaerellaceae. The record is from RefSeq and is a predicted model, not a curated record. The coding region runs from base 1 to 978 and encodes 325 amino acids. The transcript has 5 exons.